AUGAGUGCUCGACGUUGUCAUACUUGUCAAGCUGAUGUUCAAGACACCGAGCUGAGGAUUCAUCUGCGUUCGGAAUGGCACAUAUAUAACCUAAAGCGUGCCAUCGCCUCCCUGGCGCCGUUGUCCGAAGCUCAAUUCCAGAAGAAACACGAGCUGCUUGAUUCAGUUGGUGCAAGUGGUUCAGAUAGUAUUCCACAAGAUAAAAAGAACCUCCAUUGUGAGUCAUGCAGGAAAACUUUCAACUCUAACAAGUCAUAUGAGAAUCACGUCCGAUCACGGCAGCAUAAGGCCAGAUUGAGAGAAUUUGAGCAGAAGUACGAUGAACAGGAAGAAGCUGGCGUGACAAACAUGAAAGACUCGGACACUGAACGCGUUAACAGCACCGAUGUUGAAACAGUUAAUGGGGAGGAGAAUUUGGGACAACCUUUGCCGGUCGGUGCAUGCCUCUUUUGUAGUGUCUCCUUCGCAAAUUCUCUAAAACCCGAGUCUCGUGUGCUACGCCACAUGAAGGAGGCGCAUAAUUUUGUGUUGCCCUUUUCUGACAAGUUAGUGAACGCACACGGUCUGCUCACCGAAUUGGGUCGUUUGGUGGGAGAAGAGUUUGCUUGUCUUGGUUGCGGUCGAAAGUUCAACGGUCGGCGGACAAAUAGACACAAGCGUUCACUCUCGCAGUUGCGCCAAGAGGCCCUAAAAGCAGUGCGGAUGCACAUGGUUGAUAAGCAGCACAACUUUCUUUAUGUCGGUGAGGAGGAUCCUGUCGUUGUGGCACUGGCAGUUGCUGAGACAGUAGGAGAGGACGAAAAGAAGAGAGGGCAAUCUUUGCCUCCAAUCGCCCGUGUUGGGGGAGAGCUAUACAGUCAAUUUUACACCCUUGAUCGGGCCAACAGAACGGUCGUUUUGCCUGAUAAUGUAGAGGGAGGUGAGGAGGCUUACGAAGUUCGACUGCCAACGGGAGGUUUUAUGGGACACAGACGGUAUUAUCAGACAGUAUACCGACAGAAUGUUGGGUCUUACCUCUCUGAGGUGGCGGAGCGUCGGAAACGCCUUGCUCUAACGACAGGCAGUGAAGGUGUUGGUGGACGUCGGCUUUCCGCCAUAGAAACGAUAAGGCGAUGUGGCGACUUGGCAAACACCUCCUACGGCGCUCCAGGCGUCUCGCGCAUGGAAGCCCUUCAGCAGAUGUUGAAGUGGAUCAAGUCGAGCAAAGACGACCUUAAGCUGGGCAUGCGUGGAAACUACGUUCUGCGUGGACACUUUCGACGUCAGUAUUGA
This is a messenger RNA of Echinococcus granulosus, 1272 nucleotides long. Its product is annotated as Zinc finger protein 622. NCBI's taxonomy places the organism in Eukaryota, Metazoa, Platyhelminthes, Cestoda, Cyclophyllidea, Taeniidae. Bases 1 to 1272 code for a protein of 423 amino acids. Gene Ontology annotation, molecular function: nucleic acid binding; zinc ion binding. The transcript is spliced from 4 exons. Gene Ontology annotation, biological process: ribosomal large subunit biogenesis. Gene Ontology annotation, cellular component: preribosome, large subunit precursor. The record is from RefSeq and is a predicted model, not a curated record.